AUGCCAGUUCCACUGAAUUUAGAUCAAAUGAUGGACGAGCAUGCGGAUUUUGCUGGAGGCUUCAUUAAUUCUGGAAAAUUGGACGGACAUCAUGUGGAAGCACCAUGGCUUAUGAAGGAUGUUGAACCUUUCAAACAAGGUGCUGAAGCUCGCUUGUACCAGUGCAUUUAUUUUGGCCGAAAAGCAAUUGUCAAGGAACGUUUCGUAAAAAAGUACAGGUGCGGGUAA
This is a messenger RNA of Gongylonema pulchrum, 228 nucleotides long. NCBI's taxonomy places the organism in Eukaryota, Metazoa, Nematoda, Chromadorea, Rhabditida, Gongylonematidae. The record is from the annotation of a GenBank genome assembly.